CCUUGGGACCUGCCCUCGUGCUGCCCGUGUCCCCAUGGCCCUGGGGACCUGCCCUCACCCCCCUGGGGACCUGCCCUCGUGCUGCCCGUGUCCCCAUGGCCCUGGGGACCUGCCCUCCUGCUGCCCCCCCCGCAUCCCUGUUCUCCUGUCCCCACGCCCCCGGGGUUUGCAUCCAGGACCCGUGGGACUGUCACGGUCCCCAUCAGCAUCCCCAGCCCGGGGCAGGCCAGGCCGGCGGGGAUUUGCCCUUCUGGUUCCCUCCUGGGCACGCUGGCCCAGGGACGCUCUCCUGUGCCCCCAGCUCCCCUGCCAGGAACGGGGUACACGGAGCCGGUCGCUGUCUCUGCUGCUGGAGACGCCUCUCCUGGGGCCAUUUCCACGUCCGCUGGUGGCUCCCGCUGACAUCCAGCCCUCCCCUCACCCGCUGUGCUGAUGGAGCUCAGCCCGCAGAGCUGGGGCUCGUCUUCGGACCAGCACGGAUGGGGGCUGAGGGCGGGCGAGUUUUGGGCUGCGCCGAGCCCCGUGGCUGCCCUGCUCUGCCCUUUCUCCCUCACCCAGCCCUGCAGGAACCAAAUGUCAUGGCUGACAAAGAGCUGAGUGCCCGAGCUGCCAAAAAGGGAAGUUUGUCACCCAGUGGCUCACGGGGCAGCACGACCGAGUCGAGCACGCUGCUGCAGGAGCUGAAAAGCAGCAUCUCCAAAUCCGUGCAGAACAAAGUGGACUCCAUCCUGCAAGAUGUCCAGAAGUUCUCAGACAAUGACAAGCUCUACCUCUACCUCCAGCUGCCGUCGGGACCAAGCUUGGGGGAAAAGAGCGGUAGCCUGGACCUGAGCUCGCUGAGCACAGCUGAGUACAUGCACGCGUGCAACUGGAUCCGAAACCACCUGGAAGAGCACACGGACACCUGCCUGCCCAAGAAGGAUGUCUACGACGCCUACAAGCGAUACUGCGAUAACCUCUGCUGUCGCCCACUGAGCACUGCCAAUUUCGGCAAGAUCAUCCGGGAGAUCUUCCCAAACAUCAAAGCCCGACGGCUGGGAGGUCGAGGACAGUCGCAGUACUGCUACAGCGGGAUCCGGAGGAAGACGGUGGUCAGCCUGCCGCCCCUGCCCAGCCUGGACCUCAAAGUGACAGAGACCCAGCCAUCGGAGCUGUCGGACCUGGUGCAGUCCUACAACAGCGAGGUGAUGGAGGCGGCCUGCGCCCUGACCUGCGACUGGGCCGAGAAGAUCCUCAAACGCUCCUUCAACAACAUUGUGGAGGUGGCCCAGUUCCUCAUCCAGCAGCACAUCAUCAGCUCCCGCUCGGCCCGUGCCGACCUGGUCAUGGCCAUGGUGGUCUCAGAGAGCACGGAAAAGAUCCACCGUGAGGGUCGGACCCCACUGACGACGAAGAAGAACGGCCUGGACGCCUCCGAGAGCGGCGACAGGAGCCAGGGGCAGAUCAAGAAGGACAGCAGCCCCAAGCCCCCCGGCACGCCCCGGCCCGAGAAGAAGAAGCCCCCGGAGCCCCCCAAGGCAGCCAGCAGCCCCCAGGUGAACGCCCUGGUCGCCCGCCUGCCCCUGCUCCUGCCCCGCAUCCCGCCGGGGGAACGACCAACGGCGCCUGGUGCCGCGGCCAUCCGCUCCUCCCCUCCCAUCCUGGCACCCAAAAUCACGGCCACCCCCCUGGGGGGCACGGUCAAGGUGGCCCUGCCGCUGCCGGUGGGCACGGCCUCCCCCUCCCUGCCCCUGGGGCUGGCCCCGGGGGCCAACGGGGCGGCCGGGCUGCUGAGCCAGCAAGCCGCUGUCCCCGUCCUCAACGUGCUGCUGCCCGGCGUGGGCGUCCCCGCGGCCGAGAGCCCCGCCAACCCCCGGAGCGUGGGGGGCGGCGAGGGUCCCGGCCCCCAGGACUCGCAGCGCCCCAGGGCCACCAAGCGUCCCCUGGAGCCGGCCGGCGACGCCGCCCCGCAGAAGCGGAGACGUGGGCGGCCGCGGAAGAGGCCGGAGGAAGGGGUCGGGGGGUCCCCAGGGGGGAUGGCUCUGGGUGCCGGUGACGGGGGCUCGCCCGGUGGUGGCAGUGCCCCCGGCCCCCUCGGGGACAGCCCCGGGGGGGGCUCCCUGCCCACCCAGGUCAGCGUCAUCCACGAUGGCAGGACCGGCGCCAAGGUCGCCAGCAACGGCCGCGAGCUGGCACCGGAGGAGGAGGCGGCACAGCGGAGCCCAAGCGCCACCGGGUCCCCCCUGGGUGACAGCGGGGGCUCCUGCGCCCCCCGGGACGGGCAGGGCCCCCCCCUCACACCGUGCGAUGGACACACGCCGGCAGGGACCAGUCCCGCUGCUGCUGCCGCCUCCCAGCCCUCGGACGUGUCCCCCCAUGUCCCCGUGUCCCGGGGGGGCUCUCCGGGGCGGGCAGGGCUCUGCGCCCCCCCCGGCACUUAGGGGCCCGGCCCCCCCCCAACCACCCCCCCCCCGGGACCCCGCCGGGUGCGGGUGCCCCCCGUGCCCUGCGCCCCGCCAUUAAAUGCCAA
Messenger RNA from Grus americana (Whooping crane), 2509 nucleotides. RefSeq names its product regulatory factor X5 (gene RFX5). Lineage: Eukaryota; Metazoa; Chordata; Aves; Gruiformes; Gruidae. Gene Ontology annotation, biological process: regulation of transcription by RNA polymerase II. The transcript is spliced from 10 exons. The record is from RefSeq and is a predicted model, not a curated record. Gene Ontology annotation, molecular function: RNA polymerase II cis-regulatory region sequence-specific DNA binding; DNA-binding transcription factor activity, RNA polymerase II-specific. The coding region runs from base 96 to 2420 and encodes 774 amino acids.